AUGUUCUCCACGUUACAGAAAACCAUCAGACCAGUGCGGGCUGCCAGAAGACUGCAUAACACUGCAGUGGAGGUCCAGAAGCACCCAGCCCCAGAAGAUACGGUCACAGCCAGUUUUGGGAAGUUCAUCAGUGAAAUAAAGCCUCAGCAUUUGUCUCCGGUUGUGCUCCAUCGCAGCAAAAGGAUGGUGCUGGACAGCAUCGGGGUCGGACUGAUAGGGAGCAGGACAGAUGUGUUUGAGCUGGCUCUUCAGUUCUGCCAGACUCAUUCCAUGGACUUUGACGACACGUGGCAUCCAGCCACUCAUCCCUCAGGAGCUGUUCUCCCAGCUUUGUUUGCUCUCAGUGACAUGAUGCCGGCUAACAGCAAACCAAGCGGUCUGGACUUUUUACUGGCCUUCAAUGUCGGCAUUGAGAUCCAGGGCCGUCUGAUGAGGUUCUCUAAUGAAGCACGCAGCAUUCCCAAGAGGUCAGUGCCUCACAGCACAAGUGUGUGUGUGUGUGUGUGUGUGUGUGUGUGUGUGAACAGGUUCCAUCCUCCCACUGUGGUGGGUCCUAUGGGAAGUGCAGCAGCCUGUUCUCGUCUCCUGUCUCUGGAUCCGUCUCAGUGCAGUCAUGCCUUGGCUAUAGCAGCUUCUCUAGCUGGAGCUCCGAUGGCUAAUGCUGCCACUCAGUCCAAGCCCCUUCACAUCGGCAACGCCUCUCGUUUGGGGAUUGAAGCUGCUCUACUGGCCUCCAGAGGCCUAGAGGCCAGUCCUCUGGUCUUGGAUGCUGUUGCAGGAGUGGCGGGCUUCAGCGCCUUUUAUGAAGAUUAUGUUCCUCAGCCUUUAGAGUCACCUGAUGGUGGUGGACAUGUGUUCCUGUUAGAGGAGCAGGACAUGGCUUUUAAGCGUUUUCCUGCCCAUCUGGGGAUGCACUGGGUGGCUGAUGCUGCAGCUGCGGUCCAUGAGCUCCUUGUGGGACAUGGUCUAGGACAGGUGUCCCCACAUCAGGUCCAGGACAUCCUGCUCAGGGUCCCCCAGUCUAAAUACAUCAACAGGCCUUUUCCCGAGUCAGAGCACGAGGCACGCCACUCCUUCCAGUUUAACGCCUGCAGCGCUCUGCUGGACGGUGAGGUGACCGUGCAGUCCUUCAGCCCGCCUGCCAUGAGCCGCCGAGAGCUGCACUUCCUGCUAAGCCGUGUUCGCAUGGAGCAUCCUGAGGACAACCCCGCCAAUUUCAACCGCAUGUACGGAGAAGUCCAGGUGACUCUAGUUGGAGGAGACAUCCUGAAGGGCCGCUGUGACACCUUCUACGGCCACUGGCGCAACCCGCUGACAAACGAGAGCCUGAGCAAGAAGUUCAGAAGCAACGCAGAGGUGGUGCUGCCAUCAGAGAAGGUGGAGCGGCUGGUGGAGGUGGUGGAGGAGCUGGACAGGCUGGAUGAUUGUGGAGCUCUUCUCUCACAGCUGCAGUGAUCAGUAAUACUGAACAAUAAAGCAACAAUCCUUCAGCAUAGAAAUAAGAAUAAUAUUAUUUUUAUAUUAAUGUUCUUAAAUGAUCUGCUUAAUGUAGACUGGAAAUAAACACAUUGUCAUGUUUUUCCUCUGGAGUUUUCCUCAAGCUGAUGUUUCCUCUAUUGUUCAAUAUUGUCUUUUGGUAUUGAAUUCUGUUUUUAUCGUAACAAAAUUCAGAUAAAAACAUGACUCGUG
Molecule: messenger RNA, 1689 nt
Organism: Nothobranchius furzeri (turquoise killifish)
Lineage: Eukaryota; Metazoa; Chordata; Actinopteri; Cyprinodontiformes; Nothobranchiidae
Source: RefSeq, a predicted model, not a curated record